Rotaria sp. Silwood1 is the source of this 1098-nucleotide messenger RNA. The record is from the annotation of a GenBank genome assembly. NCBI's taxonomy places the organism in Eukaryota, Metazoa, Rotifera, Eurotatoria, Philodinida, Philodinidae.
AUGUUAGCAGCUAUUGAGAAUGAAACCAUUAUUGCCGGUGUUACAACUGGCAUAUUAGCUCAAGACAUACAACCACGUUAUCAUGUAUUUUCAUCAUUACUGGUUUCACCACAAGCAAUGCUUGUUGCACCUGAUUAUGAUCGAAUAGUAGCACCUUAUGGAUUGAAAAACACAUCAAGCAAUGAUCUAUUUGAUGCACUAAAUGCUGCUAUAGCUGAUGUACAAAGAGAAGAUACAGAUGAAACAUUACUCACACAGAAUAAUCGAACAAAUUUAAUUCGAGCUUAUACAUGUCGUCAAAAUACACAAUUACCUGUUCCUAAUCGUAAUGAUACCAGGGGUAUUUUACGUGAUAUACUAUUUAAUACGACAAAAAUUGUAAUUGGUGGUUUAGGACCAAAAAAUUGGGGUGUACAUGAUGGAAAUUAUAACGUAUCAUCACCUACUGGUUAUUAUCCUGCAUUACUUGAAGCUAUUGUUAAAAAACUUGGUAAAUUAAAAGGACCAGAUGGAAUUGUUUAUAAUGAACAAUUAAGUUUUGAACGAAAAUAUUAUGCUACUCCAGAAUUACUUUUUCGAGCUUUACUUGAUGGAGAUAUUCAGGCAACUGAUGUUUAUAUACUUAUUGAUACACCGUAUAAUGGUACAGGUGAAACAUGUUCAAAUGAUGGUCAAUGUCGAGCACGUGAAACGUGUGUCGAUGGUAUUUGUACGUAUCCACAACGACCACGAUCACUUCAUUUUCGUACAACAUGUACAACAGCUAGUCGUGAUACGAAAUUUAUUACAAAAAAAGAUAGUAACUUUCUAAGAGAGAAUACAUCGUCAAACAAUCAAACUAAUGGUCCUCGUCAAACACCAAAAACACGUUGGAUUGGUUAUAUUUUAUUAUUUGUUGUGCUUUUUGGUACAAUAUUUCUUGGUUUACUUAUACUUAUACGUCGUAAAAAAUAUUAUCGUAUUGAACAUACAUUACAAGGUGGUUUUGGUAAAUUUGCUCGUCUUCAAGAAGAAUCUGAACCACCUAUUGAAAGUAUGGAUGCAUUUGAAGAUCAUGUUGUACAAUCACCCAGAGACAAUACUAAUUCAACAAGUUAA